AUGGAGCCAAUUAAUAAAGUUCCUUUGCCAUUAGAACCAAUAAAAUCAAAUCAAGUGGAGGACAGAAGAUUGUGGGUGGGCAAUUUAGAUUUAAGAAUUAAUGAGUACCAACUCCUAAAACUCGUCCAAAACCAUGGAACUAUUGAAAAGUUCGACCUCCUAUUCCACCGGUCUGGCCCACAAGCUGGUCAACCAAGAGGAUAUGCAUUUGUUACGUACAAAACAGUUCAGGAUGCAGAGGCAGCCAAAGAUGCUUUACACAACUUAAAAGUAGGAGCAAAGAAUAUUAUCGUCAGAUGGGCUCAUAGUGUAUCAGAGCCUGACAUAGAUAAACCAAAGCCAAAAAUAGAUAUACCUGCUUUAGCUGGUGCUAAGAAGGAAGACAAAAGAAUAAGUCGUGAAACAGCAAUUCAAGCUAUAGAAGCGAAACUAAAAUUAAUGAAAGAGUCGGAAGAAGAAUUUGAAUUAAACAAACCUUUAAAUGGAUCACCCAUAAUACAGUUAUAUCAGAAACCAGAAAAUCCAAAACCGUCCACAUCAACUCGUUAUCACAAUCGAAAUCACCAUCAUAACAAUAAGCCAUAUAAUCGUUAUAAACCCAGAAGAUAAUUCGAAUCCCAUUUUUUAUUUCAUAACGUUAUGAUUAAGAAUAAUCGAUUUAUUCUUUUUGACCAACA
This is a messenger RNA of Dufourea novaeangliae, 677 nucleotides long. Its product is annotated as probable RNA-binding protein 18. The transcript has 5 exons. Bases 1 to 609 code for a protein of 202 amino acids. Gene Ontology annotation, molecular function: RNA binding. Lineage: Eukaryota; Metazoa; Arthropoda; Insecta; Hymenoptera; Halictidae. The record is from RefSeq and is a predicted model, not a curated record.